GUGUGGGGGGUGUGGCAGGAGGAGGGGUGGGAGCUGCUCCCUCCCUGGGUCUCCUCCGCACUCUCCCGGCCCCGCAGCUGCACCAUGGCCAUCGGCGAGGAGCUGCAGGGUGGGUGCCUCUGGCAGGGGGCACUGGCAGAGGCAUUGGCGACGCUCAUCUUGGUGGGGGUGGUGCUGGGCACCUCCGCAGCCCCUGAGCCCCUGGCACCAGCCCUGGCCGGGGGGCUGGUAGCUGGGGCAUUGGCUGCCAGCCUUGGGGUACCCCAGGCCAACCCAGCACUUACCCUGGCCCUGCUCUGCACCCGUAAGCUGGGCACCCUGCCUGGUGCCACCAGAGUCCUGGCCCAGUGUGCCGGAGCUGCGCUGGCAUCUGCUGCCGCCCGCCUGGCACUGCCAGCCCCUGCCAGCCUCCUCACCAGGGUGAGUGCCACGGGCACGGCAGGGCAGGCUCUGGUCUGGGAGACCUUUGCCACCUUCCAGCUGGCACUCGUUGCCUUUGCCACCAGCGACUGGGCACCCCCCCAGGCUGGGCUGGCCCUGGGCAGUGCGGUGGCUGUCGGUGCCCUGACCGCGGGGCCGGUCUCGGGGGGCAGCAUGAACCCUGCGAGCUCGCUGGGGGCAGCGAUCGCCACCGGCGUCUGGGAUGCCCACUGGGUGUACUGGCUGGGGCCGGCGCUGGGCGCGGUCCUGGCAGGACUCCUCUGGGAGCUGCUGCUCGGCGCCGGCGGCCCCCGGGGGGGGCUGAGUGCCUGCCGCUGCUGCCGGCCCCCGGCGCCGGUGCAGAGCACCCCCCGGAGCCCCUCCGAGCCCUCCAGCAGAGCCCCCCCGAGCCCCCCAGCCCAGCAGGGCCGGGACAUGGCUUGAACCUCCCAAUGCCACCUGCUCCAUCCAUGGGCACAGGGACCCCAGCACAGCCCCCAGCAGCCAGGGCACGGUGCCCACCUGGGAGUGCCCACCUGGGAGUGCCCACCUGGGAGUGCCCACCUGGGAGUGCCCACCGGGGAGUGCCCACCUGGGAGUGCCCACCUGGGAGGCUUGGGGGGGGAGCACAUCCCCAGCACAGCCCCCAGCAGCCAGGGCAUGGUGCCCACCUGGGAGUGCCCACCUGGGAGUGCCCACCUGGGAGUGCCCACC
Molecule: messenger RNA, 1134 nt
Organism: Pogoniulus pusillus (Red-fronted tinkerbird)
Lineage: Eukaryota; Metazoa; Chordata; Aves; Piciformes; Lybiidae
Product: aquaporin-like
Exons: 5
Coding region: 85-864 (259 amino acids)
Biological process (GO): water transport; transmembrane transport
Cellular component (GO): plasma membrane
Molecular function (GO): water channel activity
Source: RefSeq, a predicted model, not a curated record